AUGCCCCGCGUCCGCGUCGAUGCCCGCAGUCACCUCACAAUCGCCGUGACCGAAGCCCUGUCGUGGCAGCAUAGGAGCUCCGCUCCCUCGCGCGCCCACUCGCUGCAGUCGUCCUCUGCCGUGAGCCCCUCGCACGUCCACGUGUGCCGCCGCGCCCGCCUCCACCUGGCCGCGCCCGCGCUCUGCCGGAGCGCGCCCGCACCCGCGCCUGCUAACCUUCAUGUGCGCGCUCACAAGCCAUACGCUGUGCCCUGGCCUCGCCCCUGCCUCCCCCUACCACAGCUGCCCUGCUCCCUCCCCUCGCGCUCGCUCGCGCCGACGCGGGCCCUGGUCGCCCGUCGCCCCGCACCGGCCACGCCUACCCCGCGCCCUGCCGUGUCGCGCCGACCGCGGCUCCCCGACAGCCCCUGCUCGCUCCGCUCGCCGGCCCUUGCUGCUGCUGGACCAGCAGCGGCCGCGGCCACAGCCGCCGGCGCCGGACCCCAGCGCCCGCGCGCCCCCUUUCCCCCGGGUUCUGCUAGGCGCGGCGCACGGCGGGUGCUCCUGCCCGCGCCCGGUAGCCCGCCCCAUUUGGCUCUGGGCCUAUGGCAAACGGGCCCCACGCCCUGGAGAUAA
This is a messenger RNA of Aegilops tauschii subsp. strangulata, 615 nucleotides long. The record is from RefSeq and is a predicted model, not a curated record. NCBI's taxonomy places the organism in Eukaryota, Viridiplantae, Streptophyta, Magnoliopsida, Poales, Poaceae.